AUGUCUUGCUGAAGACGAAUCCAUCUCGCUUUUCUUCAUCUCUUUCUUCACUCGCAAUCUCACACACACACACACGCACACAGAGCUAAUCAACAUGACGAAGCAGCAAGCUAACUGGUCUCCUUAUGACAACAAUGGAGGAACAUGUGUUGCGGUAGCAGGUGCAGAUUACUGUGUAAUAGCAGCAGACACCAGGAUGUCCACUGGCUACAACAUUCUAACUCGCGAUUAUUCCAAGAUCAUUAAACUAGCGGAUAGAUGUGUGAUGGCCUCCUCAGGAUUUCAGGCUGAUGUGAGAGCUUUGCAAAAGGUUUUGGCAUCCCGGCAUCUGAUCUAUCAGCAUCAGCACAACAAACAGAUGAGCUGCCCAGCUAUGGGUCAGCUACUUUCGAACACUCUUUACUACAAACGCUUCUUCCCCUACUACUCCUUCAAUGUUUUAGGUGGCCUUGACAGUGAAGGGAAGGGGUGUGUUUUCACGUAUGAUGCUGUUGGAUCCUACGAGAGGGUAGGUUACAGUUCUCAAGGUUCCGGUUCAACACUUAUCAUGCCUUUCCUGGACAACCAGCUAAAGUCUCCUAGCCCUCUCUUGCUGCCUGCCCAGGAUGCUGUUACACCACUUUCUGAAUCAGAAGCCAUUGAUUUGGUGAAAACAUGUUUUGCUUCAGCAACAGAAAGGGAUAUAUACACCGGUGACAGUCUGGAGAUAGUCAUAUUAAAUGCCAAUGGUAUUCGUAGGGAAGAAAUGGAUCUCAGAAAGGACUGAUUUCUCACAUCUUGUUCUACUGGUUCAUGUUUGAACUAGUUCAAAGGCCAGAAAGCGUAGCCGGUGAAUUCCUGCAGUAUUCAUUUGUAUGACUAUUGCACUUCAGUUAAAGAUUCUAUUUUGAAUGAAUGUAUUGCACAUCAGUUAUGAAUUCAAUUAUGAGUGAAUGUGGUAUGAAGUGUAUUUCCUAUUAAGUAGAAGUGUGUUACUAAAAAUAAUGAAAUUUAGCAAACUUUUUUUGGCUUGAAAAAGAAGGUAAGAAGGUCAGAGGUGUAGGUGGGAUUUUAGUUCCCAAUGAAAUGGGGUCCUUGAAUGCUAUUUGUGAAGCA
Lycium ferocissimum is the source of this 1095-nucleotide messenger RNA. RefSeq names its product proteasome subunit beta type-1. Gene Ontology annotation, cellular component: proteasome core complex. NCBI's taxonomy places the organism in Eukaryota, Viridiplantae, Streptophyta, Magnoliopsida, Solanales, Solanaceae. The coding region runs from base 95 to 766 and encodes 223 amino acids. The record is from RefSeq and is a predicted model, not a curated record. The transcript has 7 exons.